GUUCGCUCCGCACUCCAGCUGAUCGGCCCAGUGUGCCCGGUGGCCCUCUCCGUCGUCGGCUUUGACGGUUCGAAUGCCGACUUCGGCUGUUUUAGUUUUACGUUUAUUUGUCUCCAAUUUGUUAAUUUUUAGUUGGAAGUCUGUGUAUUUUUCUAGUUAGAGCAUCAUCGAGUUAUUUGUCAAAGCGAAGGACUCUAUACACAAAUACGAGUGAGGCCUUUACUCCAUCCACGGAUUCACCUGCUACACGGAAAGCUUGUCACGGCUGACCGAAAUGGGGGACACCGGGAGUGAAGGCAGCAAGCUACCGGGCAAAGUCAACGUUUUACCCCCUCGUUGCCCAUGUGGCUUUUGGGGGUCAAGCAAAACUAAGAACCUCUGCUCAAAAUGCUUUGCAGACACUCAAAAGAAGCAACCAAAUGACGAUUGUAUCCCAAAGGCCACUUCUAGUACCAGCAGCAGUCAACCAGACGUCUUCUGUAACGAAACAAACAGCACUAUAAGUCAGUCCCUGACGACGCCUAACACUUCAGAAGACCCUUUGCCAGGAGACUCUGGAGCAACAUCUGUUCCUGUUCAAGAAGAAAUAUCCACCUCAGACACAGUCCUGGGUUCACUUUCUACUCCCACAAAACGCCCAUUUGAGUCAGCUUCAGAGUCGGAAAAUGACGCAUCACCUGAAAAGCGAGCGAGAAUGAUUGAAGUCUCAGAGGGUGAAGAAUCUUCAUCAUCAUCUGUGUCGGCAUCUUCAUCCUCAUCCCGCAGCACUACUAAACAGCGGAGCCGCAAGCGUUGCCAUCGCUGCCAAACCAAGCUCGAGCUGGUACAGCAAGAGCUGGGAUCCUGCCGUUGUGGUUACGUCUUCUGCAUGCUCCAUCGUCUUCCAGAGCAACACGAUUGUCUCUUUGACCACCUGGGUCGCGGGCGUCAAGAGGCUGUCCUCAAGAUGGUCAAGCUUGACCGCAAGGUGGGCCGCUCCUGCCAGCGCAUCGGAGAGGAGUGCUCCUGAGCUUCCAGGCCCCCAAGCUCGAAACCUCCGUGUGCAGCCGGUGUCUCAGCACUGCCAGGGAUAUGAUUUAGCUCUUUUACUCACUUAGUCUUUCAAACCAUCUAACUUUUUUUUUUUCUUUGUGGAGAGAUGCGGCCCUCCAGCUUUCCUCUUUGAAUUAUGUUUAUCGUUCUUUUUAAAUUCUGUCAUAACCAGCAUCUUGUUUAUUUUUUGAUCCCACUGGCUUGAUCAUAUCCCUGCAGCUCGGAUGCCUUUUUUUUUUUUUGGAAAAAGUAAAAGAAAUCGCAUACAGACAGAACAAUCAAGAGCAGAGGAAAUAUGAUUUCACCGUCUUGUAAGCUCUUGACGACACAAGUUUGACUGGAAUAAGAGAGAAUAAAGAGAUGAAAUGCAAUGCUUUAUACAAAUGAUUGUCUUGGAAGCCAGACUGUACUCUUUACCUCAGACAUGCAAAGGAUAAAAAAAAAAGCAGAAUGAUGAAAAGGAUGAGGGGGAAGUAAAAAAAAAAAAACUGUCAUCCUUCUUGUACACUUUGGCUUUGGCGCUGUUUAUAGACUGUGCUCUUUACCUCAAAAUCAGACCAGAGCUGCUUUGUUCUCUGCGCCAAGUGUAGACCUUCUGAGGCUAGCCACAUAGCCAGCCUUAGUUGAAGUCAUGUCUUACUCCCAGACCCUCCGCCACCUGUAAUCCUAAAUAAUAAACAAAAACCUUUUAAUCACCCGCCUCAGGUAAGUUCAGCCUGCCCUUACUCUCCUACAACCUUUUUUUCCUCCACAGGACUCCAUGUACCCCUUUGCUUUAAGAUUGUCGUGAAGAUUUGUGCCACUGUGGACGAGUGAAGCAUUGGGAUCCGAAAUAUAAAUAUUCUUCACAACUGGCUGCAUGGGACAGCAUCUGACACGUUCAGGACAAUGAACUGGCUGUGUGUUUUUUUUUUUUUUUGGGUUACGCAUAAACUGAUCUUAAGUGUCAAGAAGUGACUGAUAAUUUCAUUUGUUUAGAGUUGUUUCUGUCUUCCCUGAUAUGCUUUGUUUUUUGUUCCAUACAAAACGUUCACGUAUAAUAAGUUCCUCACUAACUCGAUUGUCUUUUUCAACAACUGUGGAGUUUCUGUUUGCCGGAUGUACACACCCUUCAGGAAGACGCAUUUACAGGACACGGGGGGGGGGG
This is a messenger RNA of Oryzias latipes (Japanese medaka), 2179 nucleotides long. RefSeq names its product zinc finger, AN1-type domain 3 (gene zfand3). NCBI's taxonomy places the organism in Eukaryota, Metazoa, Chordata, Actinopteri, Beloniformes, Adrianichthyidae. The record is from RefSeq and is a predicted model, not a curated record. Gene Ontology annotation, molecular function: DNA binding; zinc ion binding.